Phlebotomus argentipes is the source of this 693-nucleotide messenger RNA. RefSeq names its product ATP synthase subunit delta, mitochondrial (gene ATPsyndelta). The transcript has 3 exons. Lineage: Eukaryota; Metazoa; Arthropoda; Insecta; Diptera; Psychodidae. The record is from RefSeq and is a predicted model, not a curated record. Gene Ontology annotation, molecular function: proton-transporting ATP synthase activity, rotational mechanism. Bases 121 to 597 code for a protein of 158 amino acids. Gene Ontology annotation, biological process: proton motive force-driven ATP synthesis.
UGACGAAAGCGACGCCUAGCAGUUCAGCUGGGAGUUAGCAAUCAGUUUCUCACCGCUGGUCACCCUGUGAAAUUUUCUUUGAGGUGUUGUUCUCUCAAAAUACCCUAAAAUUCCAGAAAGAUGCCUCUGCUGCUGAGAGGAGCCCGCAUGCUGGCCACCCGAGGGGCGCGCCUGAUGCAGUCCCGUGGCUACGCCGAUGAAAUGAAACUCACCUUUGCGGCCGCCAAUCAGGUGUUCUACGAUGAUCUGGAAGUCCGGCAAAUCGACGUCCCCACAUUCAGCGGCCACUUCGGCAUUCUGCCCAAGCACGUGCCCACGCUGGCCGUGCUGCAGCCGGGCGUGGUGCAGGUGUACGAGAAGGACGGCUCCUCGAAGAAGUUCUUCGUCUCCAGCGGAACUGUGACUGUGAACAAUGACUCCUCCGUGCAAGUGCUCGCCGAGGAGGCUCAUCCCGUGGAGAGUCUGGACAUCAGCGCAGCCCGUGAGGUUCUGCAGACGUCUCAGCAGGAGCUGUCAUCGGCACAGGGUGAUGUGGCGAAGGCGGAAGCUGCGAUUGCUGUGGAGGUUUCCGAGGCCCUGGUGAAGGCUGCGCAGUAGGAAUAUCCGAGAAUGGCAUCUUCUCAUAAUGAUUAGAUUGUGAAAUGUAAAGGAGAUUGAUAAAAAGUCAUGAAAAUACUUCAAAAUUGCGGUUUA